Molecule: messenger RNA, 2874 nt
Organism: Trichophyton rubrum CBS 118892
Lineage: Eukaryota; Fungi; Ascomycota; Eurotiomycetes; Onygenales; Arthrodermataceae
Exons: 2
Coding region: 1774-2610 (278 amino acids)
Cellular component (GO): mRNA cleavage and polyadenylation specificity factor complex
Source: RefSeq, a predicted model, not a curated record
AACUAUCAAGUCUGUUUUUGAGGUGCUUAGCCUGCAGUUAGCAGCUGUUGCUGGUCUUCCCUCGUUCUUUGCUGGCAGCGGUCUGGGUAGCUAUUGCCCAUCAUGGCUCUGCCUGGGAAUAGUCUGGUAGAGCAGAUGUCACAGCUAGACGCAGCUCGAAAUCUCGUUCUCGGCGAUGCAGCCCUCUAUCCUCAGAUCGUCCAUGGCAUACUACCUAUAAUUGGCGUCAAUGCGCGGUUGGAGCUACGAAGAUGGGGGGCCGAGUUUCUCACCGAGACUUUUUCAAGCCCGGCUUUCCCUCAGCAACCGAAGCAGAAAUUAGCUACUGAAAUCCUCGGUGCGGUUAACGAUUUGCUGAAUACACCUGAGAAUGAUGAGACUGUUGUCCGAGGUGCUAUCAUGACAGCUGCAAGCAUCUAUGUUCUUAUUUUUAGACAAGUGUAUGUCAUGACUGUCUUGCAUAUCCCACCAGCUCUACAUGAGUUAUUGCAUCAUCUGAAUGAAAGAACCCAAAAUACUAAUCCCUUUUAUUUUCUCUAUAAUUAGUGUGAGCGAUGCUAGCCAGGCUUCAUUGUGGCAAACGAUGACAACCAUAAAACAUACUAUAUUGAAGAAAUGGGACGCGUCUUCUCAUGGUGUUAAGAUAUGCUGUAUCAAGUUUGCACAGAAGGUUGUCCAAGUACAAACACAGGGACCAAUAGCCGAUCCAAGGGUAUGUGAUGGCCGUAAUGUCAAGAGAAUGCAGGAGGGGCAUUUUCGGAGAGCUAAUAACCAGAUCCAGCGACCGGAGAAGAACGAAACCUCCUUAGCAAUCGUCCCAAGAAAUCAUCCACUCCUAGCUAUACCUAACAUUGAAGCAGAGACAUCAGGACUUCUGGAUAGACUGCUUAAUGUUUUCCACGAGAAUUCAAGGUCAGUUGCCUCUCCACAUCGAGCUAAAGGCCCAGCUUUUAACCAUGAGACACAGCGAUCCCAUUUUGGUCAACGCAACCCUCAAUUCGAUCCCAGUCCUAAUACGAACCCGGCCUUCUAUCUCAAACAAGAUCAUAAAUGCCAUCCUCAACUUCAAUCCGCUCAAACAGGCAAAUUCGCCAAUCACACCAACAACGAAAGUAAAUAUUAAGUCUAUGGAAAGGACGACAAGAGCGCUAUUGUUAAGUAUAGUUAAAAAGUGCGUAGAUCACACGCCAGUAGCCUCCCGACAUGGUUCGGCUAACGGUGAAUUGCUAUCUAGGGCUCCUACCCACCCACUGGCCGGGCGUAUUCAACAAUACAUUGAGCGACUGGCACAAUCACACAAUGAGAUAUUCGAUGAAGCAUCACGGAAACGCGCUUUACCCGCAGAACCUACUGAUGUAGUAGAUAGCGCAAAGCGAGCAAGGCUGGGCCUUGAAACACCACCUCAGCACAAAAUUCCUCCACUUCCGCCAGGCCCUACAAGUUUCGGACAGCUGUUUACCCUUACAGAGGAUGUCGGUCUCGCUUCGUUCGACGUGAAGCAGCUCCCGGUAGACUUGGUGGUGAAGAUUAUCAUCCCAGUACUUACUCGGGUGGGAGGAGAAUCCUUGGAUUUGGCUAUCGGGGUACGUUUAUCCCUGUUCCUGACCAGGUCCCCUUUGGAUUUGAGUAUAUAUACUAAAGAAUUUACAGGCUGUUCGUUCUCGAUAUGAGACCAUCUGCAAGAAGCAAGUAUUUGAAAGACAAAACCAGGCCGCCAGCGCACCUCCUGCAGCUGAUGAAGACGACGAUGACUACGAGCCAGAGUAUCAGCCAAUGGAUAUUCCUGGCCCGCCUACUGAUAUUGCUAAACCUGAAGCACCUUCGACUGAGGGAUUACCAGAUAUUGUCUCACUAGGUCCGUUCGUAUUGCCGAGGCCACCGCCUCUAUCCCCUGAGGAUGUUGAACAUCUAGGCCAGGAGACAGCCAGCAGGAUAUUUUCCAUGAUCUCUAUUCUGCCACAGUCUUCAAAAGCUGUUGUCAACAACCCUUCACAGUCCCUUGGAUUCGGGAGGCUAGCUGCCAGUUCUUCUGAUCGAGAAUCGUGGCUGACCCUUCUUACGAGACUUGCUACCCGCUCACCAGCUGGCCUUGAGAGCGAGGAAAGCGUCGAUGAUCAAAAAGAACCCGGAAAACAGAACAUUGCCAAUACCAUUCGCAAUAUGCUUUACCGCUAUGUCCUAGAAGACUUCAGAGCUCGGAUGAACUUUGCCAUCUCCUGGAUGAAUGAAGAGUGGUAUAAUGAUCAGAUACAGCUGAAGAAUGCCAGCUCACAGAUUGAGGGGGACCCGAAGAAUCCCUAUGUACCAAUUCAUUAUGGCCGCUGGUCUCUGAAGCUGCUGGAGGGCAUGCUUCCAUACCUUGAUGCCAAGGAUAAAGUUCUCAUACGAUUCUUGAGUGAAUUGCCCGAGCUGGACUCUCCGUUGAUACAAAAGGUGAAGACCCUAGCAAACGAUCCGGAGAGAGUCAGCCUGUGUAUUCAAGCUUUGCAUUAUCUCAUCAUUGUCCGACCUCCUGCUAGACAACUCUGUCUAGAUGCAUUGGUGGACUUAUACCAAACAAGUAAGCUAACUUCCCAGCAUGAACCCCCCACACGCAGGAUUUCCAGCUGACUCUUAAAUCAAACAGUGGAAGAAACUCGUCCGCUUGCAACGAAGAUUCUCCUAAAAUGGAAACCGGAGGCUCUCCCGGAGCAAGCGAAACAAGUCCCAAGCCGGGAUCCCCAUCGGAACCCCAAUUCGGCCAAUUCUACGCCUGUGCCUCAGAAUGGUACCACUCCUAAUCCUCAAAACAGCGGAACUCCGAUUCAGACAGCCCCGACUGGCAUAACAUCUUCCUAGUUUUGUUUCUAUCUCUUUUUUCCCUCUUUUUCCUUU